Chrysoperla carnea is the source of this 1187-nucleotide messenger RNA. RefSeq names its product fork head domain-containing protein FD4-like. Gene Ontology annotation, biological process: anatomical structure morphogenesis; cell differentiation; regulation of transcription by RNA polymerase II. The record is from RefSeq and is a predicted model, not a curated record. Gene Ontology annotation, molecular function: DNA-binding transcription factor activity, RNA polymerase II-specific; RNA polymerase II cis-regulatory region sequence-specific DNA binding. The transcript has a single exon. Lineage: Eukaryota; Metazoa; Arthropoda; Insecta; Neuroptera; Chrysopidae. Bases 42 to 1187 code for a protein of 381 amino acids.
GUGAGCGACUGUGUGUGCAGUUCAGUGAAUAUCCAUAAAAAAUGCCGAGACCAUCAAGGGAAUCGUACGGGGAUCAAAAACCACCAUAUUCGUAUAUAUCAUUAACCGCAAUGGCAAUAUGGAGUUCCCCCGAAAAAAUGUUACCAUUAUCCGAUAUUUAUCGGUUUAUCACAGAACGUUUUCCAUAUUAUCGACGGAAUACACAACGUUGGCAAAAUUCAUUACGACAUAAUUUAUCGUUUAAUGAUUGUUUUAUAAAAAUACCACGUCGUCCAGAUCGUCCUGGCAAAGGUGCUUAUUGGGCAUUACAUCCGGCGGCAUUCGAUAUGUUUGAAAAUGGAAGCUUAUUGCGACGUCGAAAACGUUUUAAAUUGUUAAAGAAUGACAAAGAUUUAUUGGAUAAUGAACUAGCGGCUUUGGCGAGCAUUAAUCGAUUUUUAUUUGCACCGAACGAGACUACAACGCAUGGUUUACAUCCGACACCUCAUGGUGAACAAUCUUCGGAGUGUACAUCACCGACGCAACUUGUACAUGGUGGUUAUUCGAGUUCGACUCGAGUUCCAUCGCCAAAUGGUACUUCUACCUCAGAGCAAUUAGCAACAUCUAUGUCAAUGGGUGGUGGAAUACGACCGAAACGACCAUUUACCAUUGAAAGUUUAAUAUCACCGGAUAAACCUGGUGCUGGAGCCGUCGCUGCAGACCUCAUACUAGAUUCGAACACGUCGGUGCCACUCACAGCGCAUUCGCAUUCGCAUACCUCAAACAACUUAAACUAUUCAACAACGAAUUUUAAUAGUAACGUGGAUAGUGCCAGUGCGGCUGUUAUGAAUGCGGCUGCAGCCGCUGCCCUCGGAUUUGUGGGAGUUGGGGUUGGGUCAGUUAGUGGGCCUGCAGUGUCAGUGGCACAGCAACAGUCCCAGAAUGGUGUAAGUCCCAUGUUAGUAAUGCCAUCCAUUGCAUAUUUUCAUCAAUAUUCAUUAUUGUCACAUCCAAAUAGUAAUCCGAACAGUUAUAAUUCGAAUGGAUCGAAUGGCGCUCAAGAGCCAUCUCACCAGCACCUCAAUCUGAGUGCCGGAUCGUUAUCGUUAACACCCCAAACGCCCCAAUCAACGUUGAUGACAUCAGUUCAGAGUUCAGUUUCACCAAAUAAUUCAAAUAAUCAAAUUGGUUUUAGAUUGACUGUUUAA